AUGGCGUUUAACAACAUAGACUCUGUUGCUUGGAAGCGAGAGUCGCGUCACGUGCAUCACCAACUAUCAACUCCACAUAUCGUAUUGUUCUCGUUCCACCACAUGAGUCUGCAGAACGAGCUAGAUCAAACCAAUGGUCUAGAAAAAGCCAAAAUCCGUGCGGCUGAACAUGUGUUCUCGCCAUCUCCUCUCAAGUCGCCCAGUCGUCGAGGUAUUCUUCGAAUGGAGCUGAAUGACGACAUUUCAUUGUCUCCAACUAAAACGCCCAAUGGACGAGCGGGGUCGAAAUCGCCCAAAAGAAAGCAUUUGGAUACAGUGGGCUCUGCCAUGAAAGCUGGGUCGAAGACUGACGCUCUCUUAAUUGAGGACUUCGAUGAUGACGAGACCACUCUUCAAGAGGACUUGGACGAAGCGCAGGCAAUAAUAGAAGAAUCCAAGAAGCAAAACGAUGCACCGCAUCUACCAGAACAAGGAACUCCAAAACGCAAAAGAGGUAGGCCCAGGAAAGAGGAGACGCUCAAGAAACUCGAACAAGUUGAGUUGACACCUAGAAAGCGGGCACGACGAGCAGUUGUCGAAAAACGAGAGGCAGAAAAAAGAAAUCGAGAAGAGAAAGAAGGCUGGCUUUCCGGCGAUGAUGACUCCGAUGAUGUUUAUAAUGAAUCUGAAGAGGAUGACACCCCGAAAAGAAAAAGAACACCAAAGCGAAGCCUGGCUCUGCCCCGAAAAUCUCGAGUGAAGAUCGAGAUGAAAGAAGACGCUGUAAUUGAGAACGUGGGAAGUUCUGAGUCACCAUUUUCAUCACCGAAAAAAGAAGAAAGAAGAACCAAGAAGGGAAGACCCAGUAAACAAGAAAAAGUCACCAAAAAGGUGCAUAGCAUUUUUCAAAUGGACGACCUCGAGUUCUUCCAGGAUAGCAUCAAGUCUGAGAAGUCAAGUCCCGUACCUUCUCCGCAAAAAGAAAAGUCGAAUCUUUCGCUCAAUUUUGAAAACACAGGUAAGAGUUCUCACUCAACUGUUCCAGUCAUUAGCGGUAUCAUGCAACCAGAGAACAAACAAACGGAGCUGAAGAGAAUAACGAAGUUUGAGCCCUUGCCAAUCCCAGAAAUCGACGAGAAUGGCAAUAUCAAAGACGAGGAGUAUCUACGCAAAUACUUUUCGGGUGUCCACGUUGAUUUAGAAGCAGCAGGGAAACUUACCGAUGAGAGAGCGUUUUUCUUAGAGGGAAGUGAAGGGUAUUUUGAGCAGCACAAUCUCCGGUUCCGACCUUCAGCCAAUUCCUUAGCCACAAGAGCACCAGUUCUUGAAUAUGACGAGUUCAUCCCAAUGGUCAAGUUAGGUGAAAUGGUUUACAAAGCAGAAAGAGCAGCGCUUUUCGACAUUCACCGUAAAUUAUAUCACCAAUGGUGUUUUGAACUCAGCCAAGGAUACAGUCUCAACUUUUACGGUGUGGGAUCGAAGAUCGAUCUUGUGCUCGAUUUCGUUCAGAAUUACAUGAUUGGAUGGUACGAACACACUUUACAAACAAAAGAAGAGUAUCCCGUAAUUAUGGUGGUGAAUGGAUACAACCCAUCAACAAAACUCAAAACCGUCAUCCACGAUAUUGUGUCUGCAAUUAUUACCCCCGAAAUGCAAAAACAACAUAAUAUCCGCAUGCCCAAGCACGUUUCGGAAGCAUUUCCGUUUCUAAUGAACAAUUUGAGAAAGAUGGCAAACAAGAAAAAAGGCAUAGUCAAGCCAGACCUUGUUCUCGUGGUGCAUAACAUUGAUGGGGAUGCAUUUCGAGACGAGCGGUCACAAAACUUUCUUUCUCAGCUAGCUGCGCUUCCUAAUGUGUGGUUCAUAACUUCCACAGAUAACGUUAAUGCAAGUUUGCUCUGGGAUUUGUACCGAUUCAAGAACUUCAAUUUUCUUUGGCACGAUGCAACAACAUAUCAACCCUACAGCACGGAAAUGUCAUUCAAAGACGUAUUGAACAUGGGACGUUCCAAGAAAUUUGUGGGAAGCAAAGGUGCUCGUUAUGUUUUGACUUCUUUGAGCAGCAACGCUCGGAGUUUGUAUCGGGUUUUGCUUCAAAUGCAAUUGGAAAAAUUGAAAGAAACCACAUCCACAAAAGCUGGUGAAACGGGACUUCGAGGAAAUGCAAAAACAGGCGUGGAGAUGCGCCUGGUUUACGAAAAAUGUUUACAAGAAUACGUUACAUCUAACGAGAUGAACUUCCGGAGCAUUUUGGGAGAAUAUGUGGAGCACAAAAUGUGCACACUUACGAAGAACAGCGGAGGAACUGAAGUAGUGUUCGUUCCAUUUACUUAUGAUGAGAUGGCCAUGAUCUUGAAAGACGAGUUUGACGUUGAGCUGAAGUGA
Molecule: messenger RNA, 2364 nt
Organism: Clavispora lusitaniae ATCC 42720
Lineage: Eukaryota; Fungi; Ascomycota; Pichiomycetes; Serinales; Metschnikowiaceae
Product: origin recognition complex subunit 2
Biological process (GO): DNA replication
Cellular component (GO): nucleus; nuclear origin of replication recognition complex
Molecular function (GO): DNA replication origin binding
Source: RefSeq, a predicted model, not a curated record